AUGGACGCCAAUCCUGACCUCCUGGGUCCCGAGGCUGCCCUUGCCUAUGGAUAUCUCGUCGAGGACUGCGAGGGAACCCACAGGAAACUGCUCACCGACCACCGGUUCAAUCCUCUCCACCCCUCCUUUCUGGACCGGAUCCCGGCAGGCCCCUUUGACGAAGGCUCCUUUGGCGACGAAUGCCUUGCCCACUCAGUAAAAUUUCCGGCGUGCGCACUUCAGGAGACUUUCGAUAUAGACGCCGAAAUCCUGCGCGCCAUUGCCGAGGCGUGCCGUGGCUAUGAGGAGGACGAGGACGAGCUGACGCCACUGGUGAAGGAGCUAUGCCGUAUCCGGGCUCCAGAAGCGCCGCCGCUGUGGGAGCUUCCGCUGGUGUCUGCGCCGAGUGAGACGGAAUACCGUGCCCUCGUUCGACGUGUCCAGACGGUAGGGCCUGUCUCCAUCGAGGUCGACGAUAUUCCCCUGGAUGCGCUGGAUGUCGACCGCGGCCAAGGGAUAGCCUUCCCGCCGUCUGUGUAUGCACAGAUGGACCAGCUGGACAGGUCUUUGACUCAGGGGAUGCAAGUCACCAGGGAAUCGUUGAUAUAUCUCGCACAGCAACUCGAAAAGGACAACUCUGCCGACCAAGGCUUCGAGGACAUGCUCAAAGACUUGGUCAUGCCACGGGAGAAGAAACCUCGGGACUUCCAUCUCACGCCUCCAGCGACUCCACUAUUUGCAGAAGCAGAGCCGUUCAUUCCCAACUCGGAUGCUGCCCAAAUACCCAGCCCGUCUGAGCCACGGUCAUUGCUCAGUGAAGAACUUGGGAUGGCAGAGGCGACUAUUUUUAACCAGUAUCGAGACGAAAUCAGCCAUCCCGAAUCGGCAGCAUCCGGCUGUUCUAAGGGUAACCCUUUCACAGACGGUCCCUCAUCAGACGGUCCCCUAGUGAUGGAAUCUUGUGAAAGGAGAAUUGCAGACUAUAAGCUAGAAGUUCCCUUGUUCAGCAGUCGCCAUCCCGAGCCGCUAGCGAUCGAGAUGGACUUCCCAUCUCUUCAGCUAGGGCCGUUGUCCAAGACAGUGGAUGAGAAGUGUGAUCACGUUGACAAACAGCUUCAUGAAAAGCUCCAGGAAGCAGCAGAAAAGGCUUCUCGGCGUGUUGAGCAGGAGCAACUCGAUCCUCUCGAUGGACUCGUCAGGAUCAAGGUGCCGGUGGUGGACUUCACACGACCCGUCGCGGACUGGGGCCAUCUAGCCGGCGAUCCCAAGGCCAUGUUCAAGCACAUCAUCCGCUCGCAUCCUGGCGGCUUCAAUCUGCCCAAGUGGCCAGUGGACAAACGCGCGGAGAGGGAGCUCAGGUGGGUGCUAACAACGUCCGGUGCGGCUGUAUCAACAGCCGAGACGCUCACCGCAGCAGAAGAGUUAAAUCUCGACGAGCUGCUUGGCGACAUGGACGACACCCCUGAGAGCGCACUGUUUGUCCAGAAGCCCAGGGGCCUUGUCGUACUGCGAUGUAGUCAAGAUUCGGACGAUGAUGUCGAGCCCUGGUUCGGUACACCGCCAUCGGCUCAGAUUACGGCCUCGGUGCCAGAUCCGGCCGUCGCCGACGCUGACGACCUGAUGGAGCUUGUCAGAAAGAGGAAACAGUCAUCGAAGAAGAAGCUCAAGGCUCAGAGAUCGCCGAAACGGGCAAGGGGCGGAGCGGAUGCGCGACCCAGGGGGGCGCUGCUGAUGGAUGGCAGGCAUCCCCAAAGCGCCCAACUUCUCACGUCGUUCCUGAAAAUCAGGGGGAUGGAAUCGCCAGAGCCAAAACCCACCGAUCAGGCUGUAGCGCACCCGGUCAUUGUCGAUGGCAGUGGGCCAGCGAGUGACACACCCGGGGCCGGUGACGGGAUCCAGCCGGCGAUCAGCCCUGAACCUUUGGUGGCCAACCAGACCGAGGAGGCAAGAGCAAGCAAGAUGGCGGAAGCGCCUCCGGGACCGCUUGUGGAGGUGCCCGACUUCAGCUUGAAGUUGAUAAUCUCUAUCAACCUGCCUCGAGGCCUUGUCCGAGGUCUACAAGAUCUGCUGCCUGGAGUGGAAUUCGUCGAGCGGAAUUACAACGCUAACAACUCGUCGGUCUGGGGCACGGGGGCGUCCCCACUUGGUGGCGAGGCCGACAUAACAGUGUCUCCGGCGACAGGCAUAAUAACGGCAACCACUGUGCAAGUUCGGCAGCAGACGCCGGGCAGGAGUGGCGAUGACAACAUGUUGCAGCGGCGGGUGCGGUGCGCCAGUUCCAGGUACGAGCGCUUGAUCGUGCUGGUUUCGGACGGAAGCCUGGACACCACGGCGGCCUGUCCCAUGUCGGAGGCGGACGGGCUCGCGUUCGUCAAGCUCCAGGCCUUUGCGGCACAACUCGACGCGGUAGCGACGGUGAGCGUCUACUGGGUCGCAGGCGGCGAGGCGGCCGUCGUCAGGUGGGCGGCGUCCUUUGCCUGCGCGUCGGCGGCGAGCGUGAGGCUGCUCCAGCCGCUGUUGGUCCAGGACGAGACACUGUGGGAGCUCUUUCUCCGGCGCGCGGGCAUGAAUGUGUUCGCCGCGCAGGUCAUCUGCGGGCUCCUCCAGGACCCCAGCGCCAGGGACGGCGGCAGAGUGGCAACUGGGACGCCAGGGCUGCCCGGGGACUACGGACUACCGGCGUUCCUCAGAAUGUCGGCCCAGGAGCGGGUCAACCGCUUCUCGGGGGUGCUCGGCGGACGGAGACUGCUCGACCGCGCGAGCGAGUUGAUCGACCAGCCGUGGAACAGUGAGGGGCAAGUGCGGACACGACAUCUUUCUUGACGAUCUCCGACGUGGUCAAUUUGCGAUUCAUUUACAGGGGUACUUUUGCAAUCUUUUCCGGCUAGGUCAUUCACAGUAAGGGCCAGAUCUAUCCUGUCAGUUGCUUGAACGGAGCCAACGCAAAUGCGUGAAUUGGCUUGAAUAGACGAGAGCAGGACCAUAUUUUGCUCGACAAAGCGCUGCGGCGUGUAAAUCCAUCCAAGACUGUUAGUGACUGCGCCUGCGUCGUCUUAGUCCUGACCUGGUGUGUCGCCCCCUGAGCCGAUGCUCCAUAUCCUGAGGCUGGUGUCAUCCG
Molecule: messenger RNA, 3097 nt
Organism: Gaeumannomyces tritici R3-111a-1
Lineage: Eukaryota; Fungi; Ascomycota; Sordariomycetes; Magnaporthales; Magnaporthaceae
Exons: 2
Coding region: 1-2802 (933 amino acids)
Source: RefSeq, a predicted model, not a curated record